AAGCAAUCGUAAAAUCUUUCAAUUACUGAGAAAAUUUGACUGAUCUUGUUCUUUGAUUAAAAUGAUUGGGAAUUAUAUAAACGUCUGUAGUUUGCAAAAAUGCCUUAUGUUUGUUACUCAACUUGAUUUACUUAUUACGUCUCAUGUUAUUUAUUUCUAGGCUAUCCAAAAAGUUUGUAUUAUAUAGUUGGGAAAAUUGGAUUGGAAGAGAAUCUUUUAAAAAUAUUUUCGUGUCAACUGGAAUUAAAACUUUCUCACCAUGCUUGGAAGAUUUCCAUCAAUAUGUAUUCUAUUUUGUUUGGUUUCAAUCUCCAUUUUCAAGUUUAGUGCAAGUGCAGACGAACAAAGACCCGUAUACAUUAUAGGGCACAUGGCAAAUAGCAUAGAAGACGUGAUACCAUUUUUGGAUGAAGGAGCCAACGUCUUAGAGUCCGACGUUCAUUUUUUUCCUAAUGGUUCAGUAAAGGAGCUUUAUCACGGUUGUCCGGGAGAUUGCUUUAGAAUAUGUGAUAAACAUGUGCGAUUGCCGGAAUACUUGACAUACUUACGGGACAUAACAGAUCCCUCAGCAAAAAAUUCUUACUACAAUAAACUGAUCAUGCAAUUUUUUGAUUUGAAAUUGGAUUCCUCCAAAGAUAUUCGGACUUCAGGGCGUGAAAUUGCACGACAUAUAUUAGAUUACUUAUGGACUGAUGGCAAAAGAGAACGAGAGGUAAGGGCACUAAUUUACAUAAACGAGGUGGAUAAAAAAGAUGCGAUUGCUGGAUUUCUGCAAGAAUUUAAAGACAGGAAUCAGGAAUCUCGUCUAACGGAUAUUGGAUUCGACGGCGGUCUUCAACACAUUUCUGACAUUCAAGAAAUAUUUCAAGAGCUAAAUGUGUCGAACAUUUGGCUUGGCGACGGUACCACAAACUGUUUCAGUGCUCUUCAUCCAGUUCAGCGCCUGAAAGCUGAAAUCAAAGUCAGAAACUCGGGUGGAUUCAUAAAGAAAGUUUAUGAAUGGACAAUUGAUUCGAAAUUUAAAUUGAGGAGUUCUUUGGAUUUAGGGGUUGAUGGUUUUAUAACGAAUGUUCCACGAAAUCUGGUUGAGGUGCUGAACGAGUCAAAAUACAAGAAAAGUUUUCGCCCUGCAACGGUAUCUGACCAACCCUUUGCGAGAUUUCAAGGAUAGUUUAUAACCUUUUAGUUGGAGAAUUUUGUUGAUGUAAAGAUGUUUUUCAAAGCUCUUUUGUCAUGAAAAAUAAAAUAAAUCACAGUUUGAGAGUCUUAAA
Parasteatoda tepidariorum (common house spider) is the source of this 1271-nucleotide messenger RNA. Its product is annotated as dermonecrotic toxin LgSicTox-alphaIC1-like. NCBI's taxonomy places the organism in Eukaryota, Metazoa, Arthropoda, Arachnida, Araneae, Theridiidae. The record is from RefSeq and is a predicted model, not a curated record. Gene Ontology annotation, molecular function: phosphoric diester hydrolase activity. Gene Ontology annotation, biological process: lipid metabolic process.